This is a messenger RNA of Podarcis raffonei (Aeolian wall lizard), 1994 nucleotides long. RefSeq names its product glucose-6-phosphate dehydrogenase (gene G6PD). Gene Ontology annotation, molecular function: glucose-6-phosphate dehydrogenase activity; NADP binding. Gene Ontology annotation, cellular component: cytosol. Bases 29 to 1663 code for a protein of 544 amino acids. The transcript has 13 exons. NCBI's taxonomy places the organism in Eukaryota, Metazoa, Chordata, Lepidosauria, Squamata, Lacertidae. Gene Ontology annotation, biological process: pentose-phosphate shunt, oxidative branch; glucose metabolic process. The record is from RefSeq and is a predicted model, not a curated record.
GGAGGGGCGAGGGCGGGCCGGGCGGGCCAUGGGCAGCCGCGCCAGCGUGAGCGAGGAGCGCCUCGGGGUUUUGCCGGCACUGCGAGCAGGAGACAAGGCUGCCACCAUGAGCCAUCACCAGCCACCGGAGAAGCUGUCUCGGACAGACAUCUGUGGGAUGCUUCGUGAAGAGCUGUGCAAAGGGAAUGACUUCCAAAAGUCAGACACCCACAUCUUCAUCAUCUUGGGGGCUUCGGGUGAUCUAGCCAAGAAGAAGAUCUAUCCAACCGUCUGGUGGCUGUACCGCGACGGGCUGCUUCCUGAUGACACUUACGUGGUGGGUUAUGCCCGGUCCCAGCUCACUGUUGCCGACAUCCGCAAACAGAGCCAGCCACACCUCAAGGCCACCCCUGAAGAAGAACAGAAAUUAAACGACUUCUUUGCCCGCAACUCCUAUGUCUCAGGAAAGUAUGACGACCGGGCCUCUUUCCAAGGUCUGAAUGCUCACCUGAAUAGCCUUCACAAUGGCCAGAAGGCAAACCGCCUCUUCUACCUGGCCCUUCCGCCAAGUGUCUAUGCAGACGUCACUGGCAACAUCCGGGAGAGCUGCAUGAGCACUGUGGGCUGGAACCGUGUCAUUGUGGAGAAGCCUUUUGGCAAGGACUUGGAAAGCUCUGACAAGUUGUCGAAUCACAUCUCCGCACUUUUCAGUGAAGACCAGAUCUACCGCAUUGACCACUACCUGGGCAAGGAGAUGGUGCAAAACCUGAUGGUGCUCAGAUUUGGAAACCGGAUCUUCAGCCCCAUCUGGAACCGUGACAACAUUGCCUGUGUCAUUCUGACCUUCAAAGAGCCAUUUGGCACUGAGGGACGGGGUGGCUACUUUGAUGAGUUUGGUAUUAUCCGGGAUGUAAUGCAGAAUCAUUUGCUCCAGAUGCUUUGCCUGGUUGCCAUGGAGAAACCAACCUCUACCAACUCCAAUGAUGUGCGUGAUGAGAAGGUGAAGGUUUUAAAGUGUAUCUCAGAGGUGAAGCCUGAGAAUGUGGUGCUUGGUCAGUAUGUGGGAGAUCCCUCUGGCAAAGGGGAGGCUCAGAAGGGCUACCUGGAUGACCCCACAGUCCCAGCUGGCUCCACCACCCCUACCUUUGCUGCCGCUGUGCUCUACGUGGACAAUGAACGGUGGGAUGGAGUACCAUUUGUCUUGCGCUGUGGCAAGGCACUGAAUGAGCGCAAGGCUGAGGUGCGACUGCAAUUCCGGGAGGUGCCGGGCGACAUCUUCCAGCGCCAGUGCAAGCGCAAUGAACUGGUGAUUCGUGUUCAGCCCAAUGAGGCCGUCUAUACCAAGAUGAUGACCAAGAAGCCGGGCAUGUUCUUCAACCCAGAAGAAUCUGAGCUGGACCUCACCUAUGGCAACCGCUACAAGGAUGUGAAGCUCCCAGAUGCUUAUGAGCGCCUCAUCUUGGAUGUUUUCUGUGGGAGUCAGAUGCAUUUUGUGCGCAGUGAUGAGCUGCGUGAGGCCUGGCGAAUUUUCACUCCGCUGCUCCAUAAGACUGAGGCAGAGAAAACCAAACCAAUUCCCUAUUGCUACGGCAGCCGUGGCCCCGCAGAGGCAGAUGAGCUGAUGAAGAAGGUGGGGUUCCAGUAUGAAGGCACCUACCGCUGGGUCAAUCCUCACAAGCUGUGACCUCCAACUGGGUAGCUUGUAUGAAGGGGUGACAGCUGCUCUUCGCUGCAGAAGCCAAGCUGACCAGGCUGGGCAAAGGGAUCUCUGCCCCAACUCCUGCUGCCUAUACCUGAAAAACGGUGGUUUUUGUCCUAGGACCACCUGCUAGCCCUGGACACCAGUGCACUCCUCCAGCAUCCACUGCGCUUAGGUGUGGGCCUAGUCAUCUUCUCUACUGUGGGCUCUGCCUCUUUAGUUUCGCUCCUUCUUAGACUGCUGGCUGCAGCUGGGCCAGGUGUCCCAUUUCAGCUUCUGCUCCUUUCUAUGGGGGAAGUCUGUGGUGGUGCAGGAG